Messenger RNA from Pteropus alecto (black flying fox), 5965 nucleotides. RefSeq names its product multiple EGF like domains 9 (gene MEGF9). The transcript is spliced from 7 exons. Gene Ontology annotation, biological process: axon guidance. NCBI's taxonomy places the organism in Eukaryota, Metazoa, Chordata, Mammalia, Chiroptera, Pteropodidae. Gene Ontology annotation, molecular function: extracellular matrix structural constituent. Gene Ontology annotation, cellular component: basement membrane. Bases 1 to 1725 code for a protein of 574 amino acids. The record is from RefSeq and is a predicted model, not a curated record.
AUGGUGCGCCCGGUGGCGGUGGCGGCUGCGGCGGCUUUCCUGGUCCGACCAUACAGUGGGGCCGCGGGGCAGGUGGACGCGUCGCCGGGCUCGGGGCUAGGGGGCGAGCCCACUCAUCCUUUCUCUAAGGCGACGGCUCCCACGUCUCAGACUCCGAGGACCGGACCCCCUCGCGCUACAGUCUACCGACCUCUGACUGCGUCCUCUUCAGCCCGGUCCCGGGAGACCACCCCUCCUCGGGCGACGUCCGGACCUGCUCUGACCACCCUUCAGGCGCCUCUCGGCCCCUCGUCGACAUCCCCUCCGGCGGUGGAACACACUCCGACCACCCCCCGGGCGACGACAAGACCCACGCCCACCACUCUCCCGACGACCACUGGCCCGGUGCCGACCGCCCCUUUAGCGACCACCAUUCCGGCGCUCACCACUCCGCAGACCCCGACCCGCGUUCUCCCAGGCAGCAGCAGAGUCCCGCCCACCCCACCUGCCACCGAGCCUCCCACCCCUUCUCCCCCAGAAUAUGUGUGUAACUGUUCCGCGGUAGGAAGCCUGGAUGUGAGUCACUGCAACCAGACCACAGGGCAGUGUGAGUGUCAGCCAGGUUUUCAGGGGCUUCACUGUGAAACCUGCAAAGAGGGUUUUUACCUGAAUCACACUUCUGGGCUCUGUCUGCCAUGUGAAUGUAGUCCACACGGAGCCCUCAGCAUACUCUGCAACAGUUCUGGGAAAUGCCAGUGUAAAGUGGGGGUUACUGGCUCUACAUGUGAUCAAUGCCAAGAUGGAUAUUAUCACUUCAGUAAGAGUGGCUGCUUGCCCUGCCGAUGCAAUAACCGGUCUGCCAGUUGUGAUGCCCUCACAGGUGCUUGUUUAAACUGCCAGGAAAAUAGCAAAGGGGAUCACUGCGAAGAAUGCAAAGAAGGAUUUUAUCAGAGUCCUGGUGCCACUAAAGAAUGUCUUCGCUGCCCUUGUUCAGCAGUGACAUCUACAGGCAGUUGUAUCAUAAAAUUGGGUGAAUCGGAACCUAAAUGUGUCCAGUGUAAAGAUGGUUACACAGGCCAGAACUGCAAUAAGUGUGCAAACAGCUAUUACAAUUAUGACAGCAUCUGUAUUAAGUGCCAAUGUCAUGGCCACGUGGACUCAAUUAAAACUCCAAAGAUUUGCAAGCCUGAGAGUGGUGAAUGUAUCAACUGCCUCCAUAACACCACUGGGUUUUGGUGUGAGAACUGCCUAGAAGGUUACGUUCGAGACCUCGAAGAAAAUUGCAUCAAGAAAGAAGUUAUUGUUCCAACACCUGAAGGUUCUACCAUUUUGGUUUCCAAUGCCUCUUUGACCACCUCAGUGCCCACCCCUGUUAUAAAUAGUACCUUUACCCCCGCAACCCUGCAAACUAUCUUUUCAGUAAGCUCUGCUGAAAACAGCACGUCAGCUUUAGCUGAUGUAUCAUGGACCCAGUUUAACAUCAUCAUUUUGACUGUCAUUAUCAUUGUGGUGGUGCUGCUGAUGGGAUUUGUGGGGGCUGUGUACAUGUACCGGGAGUACCAAAACCGGAAACUCAAUGCCCCGUUUUGGACCAUCGAGCUGAAAGAAGACAAUAUCAGUUUCAGCAGCUACCAUGACAGCAUUCCCAACGCAGACGUGUCAGGAUUGUUGGAAGAUGAUGGCAAUGAAGUGGCUCCCAAUGGGCAGCUGACCCUGACGACACCCAUGCACAACUACAAAGCCUGAGGAGCCAGAACUCUUCUCCACAGUGCUCACUAAGACAGUGUCAGUCUCUGGACCAGACAAAGCUGGGUAGAUUUUGCUGAGAAAGCAAAGGCAUAUAGUGCAUCUGAGAUUUUCAGGUACAAAUUCAUAAUGUAUUUAUACUAUUCCUCUUAGUUUUCCUGUGAAGAUCUGAAGUAGUCACUGUCAAUAAGGACUUGAAGUAAAGUAUAUUUUUGUACCAAACCACAUGGGAGUAGAGAAAGGCUAAACCCCAUAGUGCAGCCCCAAUCCACUUUGACCUUCAAAUAGACUCCUGAGGAGUGUCCACUCAACCAGCGGAAACAGGAUGAUGGAUGUGGAGGGGGAGAGGACUGCCGGAAGACUUCAUUUCCAUUCCUGAAACACAUUUUUUAAAAGGAGAGUCAGGGAUGGUAUUCGUUUUACUGUACUGAAAGACACUGAGGAAAAGCUGAUGUCGGGGCUGUAUCACAAUAAACAAUCUUGAUUGUUUCCAAAAUAGGAUCAGAAAAGUUCCAAGAAGGUCUUUAGAAGGGUUCCACGAUUCUUGCUUGGAUUAUAGCACAGGAUAAACUUCUAAUGGUAGAGAGAGGAAGGCAACAUCUGGGAACAGGAAGCUGAUAGUUCUUCUUAGGGUCUCAGUGUAAAUGAUAAAUUGUCUAGAAAUAAGGAAUAUUCCUGCCUCUAGGAAAUAAGGUGUAUAUAGUAAAUGUAGCAUAUCCGGUCAACAUUGUAUUUGUAUCUAUUUGUAAAAAAAAAUCACGUCAUAUUUUAUCAUCUAGAAUGUAUUUGUACAGCAGUUGAUGGCGUUGUAAAAAGGAAAUAUGCAGAUUGGUUAAAAAUACUGUAAAAUAGAUGGCAAUAUGGCUAGAGCUGGGACUCUGGUGAGCAUCAGUCAUUUUAGUCCCUCUUUGGACAUUGUUGAAAUUUAUAAGAGGUUGAAUGUUUCUAAUCUUUCUUUUCAUUUCUCAAUCUAAAAGUAGAGUUAUGUGUUCUUUGACUUAUUAUAGAUUCAAGCAAUAGAUUUUGAAGUGGAUGAUUAUUAAGCUGGGACACGGGCUGCACUCUCCAUGCUACUCACCUAAUUAGACAUUAGCUACUCUAUAUAUUUCACAUAGAUUAAUGUAGAACAUAUCCUCAUUAAAAAUGGGUUUUUUAAAUGUAAAAGAUAGUCUUCCAAAGGAAUUAGAAUAUUUUAGUUCCAAAAGAAAAGCCAUCAUAUCACUUGGGGUCCCCUGUUUUCAUGCCCGUGAAAUAUUUAUAUUUCUUCUCGCCCCCCCCCCUCCGCCCAUAGAAAAAUACCUCCUACAUUUAAACAUAGCCUAUCACUCAUAUGCCAUGAGGCAUGUACCAUCUCUCUGCAGUUUUACCAUUCUGUCUUCUUGUCCGGUUAGGGGUAGCAUUAUAGUUGAGUGGAUAUGGUUAGUCCUGGCUUUUAGAUGCACUUUUCUCUUAGAGAACAUCUGCUGUUGCUCUCAUCUAUCAUGAUAUUGACAGACUCUGGAUUAAAUAAGCCAGGAAAAGUGGCCAGAAAUCAAAUAUAGGUACGUGUUAGGGGAAACAGCAAACUGUCAAGUGGUAGGAAGAAAAAAUCAAUAGACCCAGGAAAUCCAAGUUGACAACUUGGCCUGACUUCCCCAGAGAAAAACCUGGAAUUUGGCCGUACCUCUGUAGGAGGCCACUAAGUUGUUCUCAGGGUUCGGAGAUGAUGCUCCGGAGGAUGAACAGGCAGAUAAGCUACUUCUGGUAACCUGAGGUGCUUUGGAUACUUGGCCAUUGCUCAUGAGAAUAUAGAUUACUUUAUGUUACAUUGUAUUAAAAUAAACCAAUAUUUCUAUAGCCCUUUCAAGGCAUCUUUCCAUAUGUGUGUCUUUCGAACCUCAUCGUAGCCCCUGAGGGAGUAAUUGUUAUCCCCAUUUUAUAGAUGAGGUUAACUGUCUUGUUCAAGGCUACACAAUAUAUCAUUAUUAGGCUUGGAAUUAGGACUCUGAAGCACAUAUACUUUCAACUAUAUGCUAAUGCAGAAAUUGCCUGGCCACAGACACAGAUGGCUGAGAGGAAGAGUUCCAUCUGUAAAUGCUUCUAAUUGUUCUAAGUACAAGGUGCCAUCUAGGGCCAUAUGGCUACGAAGGAAUUUGUGGAAAGAACACAGGAUAACUCUCUGAAGCCAGGAGAUAAGAAAGUAAAAACACCAGUUUGUGCUUCACUAAAGUGAACUAGCCCUUCCAAGCAGGGAGAGAAAACCUGCUUUCCCUAGCAGCUGUCAAUUAUGUGUGUGCAAGGCUGUGUGUUGCACAAUUUUAAGGAACUGUGCAAAGUGGCGUACUUACCUGCCUUUUCCCUAGAUUACCACCCCUGUAAAGCCAGGGAUUUAAGAUGCUGAGAAGUAAACAUUUGUUAAACAAAAGUUAACCCAACAGAGAAAGAAGGAUUGUUUAUUGGGAUCUAAGAACCAAAGCCAAAUAGUUUAGAUUUUGGCCAUUCCUUGAAACAGACUUUAAAAGAUAUCACAAAAAUUCAAUCACAAAGAAUGUUUAUCUUUAAAAACUUGCAAACAGUCCAAGAUCAUGUUUUUAAUUUUUCCCGCUGAAAAAAAUUAAGGACUUAAAUUUUGAAAAUUAAUGUUAUUUUGUGUCCUUUGCUUUUUGCUGGUGGAAAUAAUUUUGUUUUAAAAUAAUCAAUCACGAAGUGAUCUACCACCAAAACCAGAUGAGAAAACCAGUAUGGAGUGCAUUACACAAUAUUCAUUCUUCUAAAGGCACGACCCCCGUGAACUGUGGCAUUCAGCACCAGGCUCCUCCCAUCAGUCCUUUACGAAGACUAAUAUUGGAAUAGUCUUUGUCUAAAGAUUAGAAAUGUGUUUAUUUUCAAAUAAGACAAGACUAGUGUGAAUCUUAUUGAUAAAUGAGAAGGAUACAGGUAUUAAGUGAUACUUUUAUCUUCAUUAACUCAUUUUAAUAGGCCUUUAAGCAUUUCUGACAGAUGCCCUAGGUAGUGUUGUUAGGUAUGUCUGUCCUCCCUUAUUCCCUCCCUCCCUCCAUGCUCUAGCUCCCAGAGGUCUCUCAAUGGAAUUUCUCCAGUUAUAGAGGAAAAUAAUAAAAACUAAACCUCAUUUAUACUAAAGUCCUAUGGACUUACUGUGUUACUCCUAGGGAUACCUGAAUUUUCAGAUAGGAGAACAAAGCAGAUAGAAGGCAAGAGAGAGAUAUUUUGGGAGAGGAUUCGUAGAAGCAUAAAAUUAUAUGGCACUUUCUAGCUCCAUAUAUUCCCAGGAAAUUGACCAUUAAAAAAACACUUGGUGACUCAUGAGUUUGUUUGGGUCAGCUGAAUGCCUUCAGGACAUUUAGCCCUUGUACCAUUUUGGCGGCAGAGAGCUAAACCAACAGUACUUCCUCCUGAGAGCCUCAGCUGGGAUUGGGUUAUUAGAUCAUUCACCUUGCUCCCAUGUUGCUUGUAGGGUACAUGGUGAACAUAACACCACUUGUAAAGAAUAUUCCUGGCUCAUACAUUUUGAGGUAUGUGGGUAGGAGCUGAAUCGACACAUCUCAAGGAAAGCUCAAUGACAAAAGUUCGGAGAAGUAAAAAACAACCCAAUAUAACUUAUUAGAGCAAGGAAAGCAUUUCCGGCCUCAUCCGUGAAGAACCUUUGGUCUGUUAUGAUGCUGAUAGUAAGGAGUUUGGGAUCUAAAACGAGUUCGGUGAAGUGCAGGAGAGUACUGGAAGGCCAGUGCAAGUUUUCAACCCUGAGCCAGUGACUAUGCCAAGGGGAAAAGCAGGAAGAACACACUGAUUCAUCUGAAGAAGUCAAAUAAUACCAAAUGGACUAAAGGUUAUGGAUCAUCAAAAUGUCAGUGGUUGAAUGAUGGUUUUUCAAAGACAUUUGGGAAUCUUUCUUGCUACUUGUGCGUACGCAGUGACUGCGACAGUAGCCCCAGCACGUGAGCCCAGGGAUUCAGAUUUAAGUAAGUCCAAAAGGUAAAUGAUUUAAAGUUAAAUUUUAAUGCUGGGCACAAGCACUCUGUAAUACAUUAAAUUUCAGCCCAAGCAAUUAGGGAAUGGUUCUGAAGUGUUAAACUUGUAUUUAUGUCACUAAAAUUCUAACCAAUUUAAAAACGUGUCUCAUACAUAUGCUGUACUAGGCUUCAUGAUGCAUUUCUAAAUUUGUGUAUGAUUUGAAUAUAUAAAAGAAUUUAUACAAGAGUGUUAUUUAAAAUUAUUAAAAAAUAAAUGUAUAUAAUUUGUA